Messenger RNA from Phyllopteryx taeniolatus (common seadragon), 1096 nucleotides. It is a transcript of the gene arl6ip4, whose product is annotated as ADP-ribosylation factor-like 6 interacting protein 4. The transcript is spliced from 5 exons. The coding region runs from base 136 to 888 and encodes 250 amino acids. NCBI's taxonomy places the organism in Eukaryota, Metazoa, Chordata, Actinopteri, Syngnathiformes, Syngnathidae. The record is from RefSeq and is a predicted model, not a curated record.
AUUGUCCUUCGGACACAAAUAGCAGACGGACUGGCCGCAAACAUUCUCGCAACGGGGAGUCAAUUCCAGUUCUGAAUCAUCACUCAGUAUCAUUAUUUCGGUUGAGUUUAAAAUCAAAACGCUGUUUAACACGACAUGGACCGAAGCAGAAACGUGGAGAAAAGUCACAAAGCAAAGAAGAAACGAGGACGAUCUCCGUCCUCCUCGUCUUCUUCAUCUGCGUCUUCGUCAUCCAGCAGCAGAAGUCGAAGCAAAUCGAAGAAAAAGUCACACAAAAGUCAAGGUGUAAAAACGCAAAGAAAGAAGCGAAGACGAAGCUCCUCUUCAUCAUCCUCCUCUUCCUCCUCGUCGUCGUCGUCUUCGUCGUCGAGCGAUGAAACGACGAAAACCAAGAAAGCCAAGAAGAGGAAGUCAAAGAAGAAGAAGGCCAAGCUGAAGAAGCAGCAAAAGAAGGAGAGGAAGAAGAAAAAACUGAAGAAAAGGAAGGUGGAGGAAGAGAAGAAACCAAAGAAAAGGAAGAUGGAAGAAAUACAGAAGAAGCUGAUGCAGCUGGCAGAGCCACCGAGCGUCGCACCACCCAAACCUUCGUCUUCCUCACUCGAGCUUUGGCAGAGCGACGAUGGAGGCGUGGAACUCGGCCCAGUGAUGACGGACGAGCAGAAGUCCCGGCUGGCCACCAGGAGGCCUCUGACCAAGGAGGAGUACGACGCCCGGCAGAGCGUCAUCCGCAGAGUGGUCGAUCCCGAAACCGGACGCACAAGGCUGGUGCGAGGCGAGGGCGAGAUCAUCGAGGAGAUCGUCAGCAGGGAGAAACACAAAGACAUCAACAAGCACGCCACCAAGGGAGACGGCAGCUCCUUCCAGAGAACGCUGGGACUCAACAGAUAGGAGGGGUUCUAGUCCACGCUCGGGCAAACCUGAACCACAUCAAGAGCCUGACCCGGCUGAAACCAAGUCGUUUUCUAGCGAAAAGUCAUACAUCUUUGCAAAUUUGUAGUCAUACAUUUGAAGUUGUGCAUUCCGGAAAAAAAGUCAAAACAAACGUUUCUAGAUAAGUCAUAUCGUUUUUAAUAAAAAGUCCCAUUAUUUUGGAGAA